Messenger RNA from Aspergillus alliaceus, 291 nucleotides. RefSeq lists its product as uncharacterized. NCBI's taxonomy places the organism in Eukaryota, Fungi, Ascomycota, Eurotiomycetes, Eurotiales, Aspergillaceae. The record is from RefSeq and is a predicted model, not a curated record. The coding region runs from base 1 to 291 and encodes 96 amino acids. The transcript has 3 exons.
AUGUACCUCCCACGCCUCUUUCUUGUCAUCUCCGCAGGCUUCUCCCUCGCCUCCGCCAAACAUUACUGGUGCAUCAUGGCGCAAGACGGCUCAAGGAUGAUCCAGCAGCCGUAUUGCUGCGAAGGAUUCCAAAAUGCGCAGCAUAACGAUCUGACGAAGAUUGGGCUUGGUUGCAAGCAGCAAACGGGUGAGGCGGUUGAGCGUUGUCCGAAUGGGUUCACGCCUAAGUGUUGUUAUGAUGGGGGUGUCGGACCUCUUUGUACAGCCGAGGCUAUUGUUCGGGAUGAUUAG